CCGCCCCCGGGCCACGUGACGGGGCGGACCGCGGGGGGGACUCCAGCUCCCAGCGUGCUCAGCGCGGCGGUGCGGAGGCGCUCGGAGCUCGGCGCCCGUCGUGCCGGAUGCUGCGGAGCCGCGCGGCGACGGUGACAGCGGCGGUGACGACGACGGCGGCGCGGCGGGGCUCCGCCAUGGCCGAGGGCCCGGUGGCCCGCGCCAUCCGCGCCAAGCUGCGGGCGGCCCUGCAGCCCACCCACCUGCAGGUGCUCGACGAGAGCCCCCGGCACGCCGGCCCCCCCGGCGCCGAGAGCCACUUCGCCGUGGUGGUGGUGAGCGGGCGCUUCGCCGGGCUGCCGCCGCUGCAGCGGCACCGCCUCGUGCACAGCGUCCUGCGCGCCGAGCUCGCCGGGCCCCUGCACGCCCUCGCCAUCGUCGCCCGCACCCCCGAGCAGUGGGGCGCCGACCCCCACGUGCCCCCCCGCCCCGCCUGCCUGGGGGGGGCCAAGCACGAGCGCCCCGGCGGCCCGGCCGCAUCCUGACCGCCCCCCCGUCCCGGGACAGGACUGCCGCGGCAUCCCGGCCGGCGCAGCCCCCGGCGUCCAGACCGCUGCGGAUUGGGGAGAAUCGGGGCUUUUCCCGCGGUUUUCGGCCGUUUCUCUCCGUUUCGCCCCGAAUAAAGCGCUCGUCCCGCCUCGCCCAAACGCACCGCUCCGAGCCCA
Dromaius novaehollandiae (emu) is the source of this 704-nucleotide messenger RNA. RefSeq names its product bolA family member 1 (gene BOLA1). Bases 108 to 524 code for a protein of 138 amino acids. Gene Ontology annotation, cellular component: mitochondrion. The record is from RefSeq and is a predicted model, not a curated record. The transcript is spliced from 2 exons. Lineage: Eukaryota; Metazoa; Chordata; Aves; Casuariiformes; Dromaiidae.